UCAACCUCCGAGCGCCCCGUGCUGGCAGGCCAGGCUUUUUUUCGACGUACCGCCGCGAUUGACGCUGCGCGGGCGCGAUAAACCAAAGCCGUCGUUUGGGGCCAGCGCGGGCGACCGACGCCGCGCAGCGCCGCGAACGCACGCACAGCGGCGCCGCGCGCCCCGAGGAGCCGCGGACGACCGCGGACACCCGUAACGGAUGGCCCACGCGCGGCCGCCGCGGCGGAGCAGCGUCGGCGUGCCGCUCGACCAGCUCACGGAGUUCUGGCAGGUCUGGGACUGUUUGAGGGACUGCGGCUGGACGCAGGUGCGCGUGGGCGGCGACCCGCGCUUCGUGCGGCCGGGCUGCGCGUCGGGCUACGGGCAGGAGGGCUUCGAGUGGUUUGGGGAUGAUGAGGCCGUCCAGGACCAUGUCAGGGACCACUGCAUCGACGGGCGGGAGCGGACGGGCGCGCUCGAGUGGUGGGAGCUCUGGGACGCGCUGCGGGACCAGGGCUGGAAGAGGCAUCGGAGUGGCAAGUUACUGGCGCCGGGCGGGAGCAUAGAAGGUAGGGAAGGCGCACAAUGGUUCGCGGCGCCGGACGAUGUCGUGGCCUUUCGUAAAAGACCACCAACAAAAACGAAGGACAUCUCAGAGGCGUGGCGAGCAUUGGAAGCGUUAGGAUGGAAGGAGGACGCGCGCGGCCCGCACGGCCGCAAGGAAGCGAGGUACUUGCGGCCCGGCGGCGUGUCGGCGCGACGAGGCGGAAUAGAAGGCCAGGACUUCUUCCGGAGCCGCGAGGACGCUGUUGAGUAUGCCGCCAAACAUGUGCAAGAGGACGACGACGAGCUGAGGGUCGCGCCGGCAUCCCCGCAAAUUCCGCUGACCCAGGAGUCGCCCGACGACCCGGCAUCACCUAGACGCAUGUCCUGCCCCAUCGAAGCUCUUGGUUUAGGAGAUACGCCGCGAUGGCCCGUCUUCCGGAACUCGCCGAUCCCGUUCGACGAAAAUUACGGCGAGGACGGUCCUCAACAACGGCGCCUGCCACGACGGGAGCCGCCUGUCACCGAGGAGGACGACGACUGGGCGUCGCUCUGGAAGGAUCUGAAGAGGGUCGGGUGGAGUCGCGCGGCGCCGUCUGGACUGGAGACGGAACGCUUUUUACGGCCCGGCGCGGAGCACUGCAGAGCGCUAGAACACAAAAGGCACUUCUUCACGUCUAGGACAGAGGUGCGGGACUUUGUUCGGUCGAGACGAGUGGACUGCGACGAACUCACGGGUCAUGUGGACGAGGACGGUCCCAGUUCUUCAGACGACGACGUUCCCCAAGCCGUCGAGUCGCCGGAGAGCAGCGACUCCCCCGUACCACAAAGGGACACGCCGCUCUGGAGGAGGGCCCCGUCCGAGAUCUGGAAAACCCUCAGAGACCACGGCUGGACCUAUAAAACGGGGGAUCUCGAGUAUCCCUGGCACUACCUCCGACCGGGCGCGCGAAGGAAGGGCGGCAUCCUAGGCAUCGACUACUUCGGGAGCGAAGAGCAGGUCCGCGAGUUCGUCGAGCGGAAGAAAAUAGACUUGGUGACGACCUUCGGCCACGUCGACGAGGACGCCCAAGCGGCGCCGGCAGAGAAGGGUACGAGAAGGCAGCAGGCCCUGAAGGCGCCGUCGCCGGACCAGGCCGGCUACGCGCCGUCGUGGCGGGGCCCGUGGGCGCAGAGCUGGGCGCAGCUGCGGGAGCUGGGCUGGGAGUGGCGCUACGGUCCCGCCGGCGCGACGCGCUGGGUGCGGCCCGGCGGCAUCGACGACGAGUCCAAGAACGUCCGGAGGGACGCGCGGAGCGGCGCCGAGUUUUUUGAGGGCGAAGACGCUGUGUUACGGUUCUGCCGCGAGUGGCAGGUCGGCUGGCAGGGUCGGACGGGCCACGUCUCCGAGCAGAUGCUGAUGGGACGGGCGCGCGCGCCGCGGAAGUCCCAGGGCAGUGCGCAGAAAGGUCGCCGGCGGAAGGCGCCCGAGCGGUUGGCGGACAAAGCGCAAGAGAAGAAGAAACCCAAAAAGAUCGAGAAGGCGAAGGCGCGCGCCGCGGCGAAACGCGGCGCGGUCACGGCCGUCGUGAAGAGGAGGGCGUCGGACGACGGCGUGUCGCCUUCAUUAAAACCCUUGUACAAAUUGCCGCUGCAGGCCAUGUGGCAGCGGCUGCGGGCGGACCACGGCUGGCGCGACGCGCGCGGUGAUAACCUGAGGCCCUGGUUUUAUGUAAGACCAGGUGUUUCUGAGAAGCGGUCCGAGUGGCGCGAGGGCCGCGACUACUUCGCGACGCAAGAAGACUUGAGGGCCUGGUGCGUCGACCAUCGGAUCGACGGGGUCGAGCGGAGCGGGUCGUUGAACGAAGUGUUGGAGUCGUCCAAGCCCAAAUUAGUUGAUCUGCGGGGCGCGGACCUGUGGCAAAGACUGAGAGAAGUAGGCUGGAUCAAGCGCGCGUCGACGGACGCGUCGAAGCCGCCGUGGCGCUUCUUCCGGCCCGGCGCGGACGUCUUGGAGGUGCCUCCCACUAGAGACCACUUCUUCUGUAGUCUGGAAGACGUCGCGGACUUCGUCGUCUCACGGGCCAUCGACGGCGUCGAGCGGAAGGGCCACGUCGACGAAGUCUACGAGGCGGCGAAGCCGAGGAAGCGGGGGCGGAAGAAGAGCCCGCCGCCGCCGCCGCCUCCUCCUGAGGAUGAUGAUGACGACGACGGUGGCGACGCGCCGUCCGCGGGCGGGCCGCGCGGCCGCGGCGGCGGGCCCCGCGGCGGCGGCGGCGGCUCGCGGCCCCGGCGCGGCGGCGGCGGCGGCGGCAAGCCGCCGCCGCGGAAGCGCGGCCGCGGCGGCGGCGGGCCGCGCGCCGGUUCUAAUGAAGACGGCGACGCGCCGGACCGCGGCGGCUGCGCCGUCGCGGCGGCCGCGCCGCGGCGCUUCGGCCGCGAGCUCACGAACGGCUCCGCCGGCGGCGCGCCGCCGUCCACGCCCAUGAGCGACGACGACGACGACGACGCGCUGCGCGUCGAGCCGCCGUCGCCGUCGGCGCCGCUGCUGACGCAGGCGGCCGCGGCCGUCCCCAUGAGCGACGACGACGACGACGACGACGACGCGCUGCGCGUCGCGCCGCCGUCGCCGUCGGCGCCGCUCCUGACGCAGGAGGCCGCCGCCGAGCCGCUCUCGCGCUCGAGCAGCGACGCGUCGAUGGGCCGCCGCCGCCGGAGCGGGCCGGUGUCCUACGCCGAGCCGUCGCUCAAGGCCCGGCUGCGCCGGUCGUCCGCGGGCUCCGUCUGCGAGAUGGCGCCGAGGCCCACGCGGCGAUCCGCGCCCACGUCGGACGCCGGCGCCGCGCCGGCCUCCUGGAGCGACGACGACGACGACGACGACGACGCGCCGGCGCCGGCCGCGAGCGACGACGACGCCGCGCCGGCGUCUACGAGCGACCAAGACGCGGCUGCGCCGGCGGCCAUGAGCGACGACGACGUCGCGAGUGACGACGCGCCGCCGCCGCCGGCGAGUCCCGACGCCGCCGACGACGAGGAGGAAGCCGAGGAGGCGCCGGCGCCGAAAAAGAAGCGCGGACGGCCGCGAAAAUCGCCCGCUGCCGCCGAGGACGACGACGCGCCCGCGCCGGUUGUAUUGAAGGCGCCGCCGAUGCCGCCCGCGGCCUUACCGCCGUCGCCCCAGACGCCGCGCCGGCCCUGCCCCGCCUGGGACGAGCGCGGCUGGGACGCGUUACUAGCCACGCCCCCACCGGACCGCUGGCGCGGCGACGCGGCCCUCGCGCCCUUCGUCGAGGCGCCCGCCGCCCCGGGCGUGCCGGAGAAGAAGGCCACGUCAAGCCCGUCGAAGCGCCGCGGCGCCGCCGACGCGGAGGAGGCCGACAGUUCUAUUGCGGCGCGCGUCUUCGAUGCCGCGUACCACAACAUGGGCAACAACUUCGGGGCCCUGUACUCGCGUUUACUCAAGCCGCGGGGCUGGACCUACGCUACGACUGCGAAUCGCACGGGCGGUCUAUAUACGGCUCCGGGUGCCAAAGGUCUAUCCGAGAAGAUUGCGGGCACGCACACGUUCGAGUCCGCGGACGAGGUCCUGAAGUUUGUGAGAGAGGACCCGUCGAUGGCGAAGGAGCUGCGCAGAUUGGCCGGAGACGAUGCUUCUGGUGGCGGUUCGGUUUUCAAACCGUCUACCGUUUCUCUGUGGCGCAGCGCUACCACUCCCCAGACCACCAAGGGCUUCGUGUCUACGUUCUUUACGACGAAAUCAAAAGAAAAACGCGGCGGCAAGCGCAAGGGCUACGAUGGCCACGGGCGAAGGCCGGGGAAACGAAGUCGGAGGCUCGACGCGAGGGACGCGCGCCUGCGCGGCGAGGAAGAGCGCCGAAGGGCCGAGCGGCAGGCCGCGUCGGAACUCGUUCUUCCUUCAGUGGCGGAGGCCCUCAAGUACAAGGAUCCGACGACGCUCAAGCUCAGUCAACACUUCGUGAAGGACCAGCGGCGCCAGUUCGGGUCCUGGCUCUGUAAGUUAUUAGGGGGCGGCGUGUCGCUGAUGCUGCAGGGGUUCGGGUCGAAAUUUGAGUUGCUCGAGGCGUUCACCGAUGAGGUGUUGAGGGAGGAGGGCGAGGUCGUGGUCAUUAAGGGAUUUGACGACGCCGACCUAAGGUUGGAGCUCAUCAGGGCGGCGUCGUCGCUGAAGUUAAGAUUAGCGCCGUUACCGAACGAAGAGCGGGGCUCGACCGUAGCCAUAGCGAAGCGCUUCGCGGCGGCCUGUGCCAAGGCUCAAAGAGAUGUAUUUGUAGUGGUCCACUCCGUCGAUGCCAAAAGACUGCGGUCCCAGGACUGCCAGGCGGCGUUGGCCGCCUUGAAUGCGUCGCACAGUUACCUCGUGGCGUCGGCGGACCACGUGAACGCGCCUUUAUUAUGGAACGCUACUACGUGGCGCGCGGCCAAUUUCUGUUCGGAAGAUGCUACCACUUUCUCACCUUACGACCGCGAGGCGGGCCGGUGGGACCCCUUCGACCGGACGAGUAACGCGAAGAGCCAACAAAAAUUGCUCGAUACUUCUGGAUUGGUCUAUGUUUUGCAAUCGCUCACGCCGCGCCACGUCGAGUUACUUCGAUUACUAGCGACCGCCCAGCAGGAGUCGAACGAGGGCAUGCUCUUCAAGACCUUACAGUCGCAGUGCCGCUACAAGAUGAUCGCGCACACCGAGGACCAGGUCCAUUCCUAUCUGGUGGAGCUCACGGACCACGGCCUCUGCCGCAAGGAGGUGCGGUCGGGCUCGACGUACGUCGCCGUCGAGCCAGGCUACGUCGAGGCGAUCCUCGCGGCGACCUAG
This is a messenger RNA of Pelagomonas calceolata, 5332 nucleotides long. Lineage: Eukaryota; Pelagophyceae; Pelagomonadales; Pelagomonadaceae. The record is from the annotation of a GenBank genome assembly.